AUGGACAAUGUGGACAAUGUGUACAAUGUGGACAUUGAGGACAAUGUGGACAUUGAGGACAAUGUGUCCAAUGUAGACUAUGUAGACAAUGUGUACAAUGUGGUCAAUGUGUCCAUUGUGUCCAAUGUGUCCAUUGCGUCCAAUGUAGACAAUGUGGACAACAAUGUGUACAAUGUGGACAAUGUGGACAAUGUGUCCAAUGUAGACAAUGUAGACAAUGUGGUCAAUGUGUCCAAUGUGGACAAUGUAGACAAUGUAGACAAUGUGGACAACAAUGUGGACAAUGUGUAUAAUGUGGACAAUGUGGACAAUGUGGUCAAUGUGUCCAUUGUGUCCAAUGUGGCCAAUGUAUCCAAUGUAGACAAUGUGGACAAUGUGUCCAAUGUGUCCAUUGCGUCCAAUGUAGACAAUGUGGACAGUGUGGACAAUGUAGUCAAUGUGUACAAUGUGGACAAUGUCGACAAUGUGGACAAUGUGAACAAUGUGUCCCAUGUAGACAAUGUGGACAAUGUGUCCAAUGUAGACAAUGUAGACUAUGUAGACAAUGUGUACAAUGUGGUCAAUGUGUCCAUUGUAUCCAAUGUGUCCAUUGCGUCCAAUGUAGACAAUGUGAACAAUGUGUACAAUGUGGACAAUGUGUCCAAUGUAGCCAAUGUAGACAAUGUGGACAAUGUGGACAAUGUAGACAAUGUGUACAAUGUGGACAAUGUGGACAAUGUGUCCAAUGUAUCCAAUGUAGAAAAUGUGGACAAUGUGUAUAAUGUGGACAAUGUGGACAAUGUGUCCCAUACAAUGUACAAUGUGUACAAUGUGGUCAAUGUGUCCAAUGUGGACAAUGUAGACAAUGUAGACAAUGUGGACAGUGUGUGUAAUGUAGACAAUGCGGACAAUGUGUCCAAUGUGUUCAAUUUGUCCAAUGUAGCCAAUGUGUCCAAUGUAGACAAUAUGGACAAUGUGAACAAUGUGGACAAUGUAGACAAUGUGGACAACAAUGUGUACAAUGUGGACAAUGUGGACAAUGUGUCCAAUGUAGACAAUGUAGACAAUGUGGUCAAUGUGUCCAAUGUGGACAAUGUAGACAAUGUAGACAAUGUGGACAGUGUGAGUAAUGUAGACAAUGUAUUCAAUCUAGCCAAUGUGGACAAUGUGACCAAUGUGUCCAAUGUGGCCAAUGUAUCCAAUGUAGACAAUGUGGACAAUGU
Molecule: messenger RNA, 1202 nt
Organism: Cyphomyrmex costatus
Lineage: Eukaryota; Metazoa; Arthropoda; Insecta; Hymenoptera; Formicidae
Exons: 6
Source: RefSeq, a predicted model, not a curated record